Solanum tuberosum (potato) is the source of this 804-nucleotide messenger RNA. Its product is annotated as AT-rich interactive domain-containing protein 2-like. Lineage: Eukaryota; Viridiplantae; Streptophyta; Magnoliopsida; Solanales; Solanaceae. The coding region runs from base 1 to 804 and encodes 267 amino acids. The record is from RefSeq and is a predicted model, not a curated record. The transcript has a single exon.
AUGACGAAAGCAAAAGAACUACUGGAUCCGGCCCUGACCAAUGAGAAGAAAAAAGAAUGGUGUGAAUUCAUCUAUGAAGAUCACCAGAAAUUGGUAAUCCCAGUAGGACCCAGGUUUCAGGUUGAUGUUCCAGAUUGGGCCAACUCUCCGAACAAGGGAACUCCAGUUGUAGCAGCAGAUGUUGCAUUAAGAGCAUCAAAGAAGGAAAUGGUAUGCAAGUAUAAAAAGGAGGAAUCCGAUACUUCAAAAUGGCUUGGAACACUGGUAUGGCCAAAAGCCGAUAACCUAGAAAACAAGGAAGAUAACGAGGAGUUUGUUGGGAAAGGGAGAAACGAACAUUGUUCUUGUAGGUCCUCUGGAUCUGUCGGAUGUGUUAAAAGACACGUUAAAGAAGAAAGCAUGAAGUUGAAGUCUGAACUGGAGACAGCCUUUAAUGACUGGAAAUUUGAUGAAAUGGGAGAAGAAGUUUCCAUGUUGUGGAACACUAAGGACCAAACAAAGUUCAGCUCCCUCGUUAAGACGGGUCUGUCUAAAGGCAAAAGUUUCAUGAAACCAGCAUUAGCAUCUUUUCCUUCCAAGAAUAGGCAAAGCAUCGUCAACUAUUACUUCAAUGUUCACAUUCCUCGGCGUAUCAGAUCAAAUAGUAUAACAAUUAACACCGAUGAUGAAGAGGAGGAAGACGAAGAAGAGGAGGAAGAGGAGGUCACUGCUCCCAAACAUUCUCGUAAAAGGAAUCGAGCAAAAAAAGGUGCCUGUUCUAGUUCUAAAUCUCUGAAGAGAAAGUACCUAAGUGGUCGACGAUGA